Anoplopoma fimbria (sablefish) is the source of this 3642-nucleotide messenger RNA. RefSeq names its product ralA binding protein 1 (gene ralbp1). Gene Ontology annotation, cellular component: membrane. The transcript has 10 exons. Gene Ontology annotation, molecular function: GTPase activator activity; small GTPase binding. NCBI's taxonomy places the organism in Eukaryota, Metazoa, Chordata, Actinopteri, Perciformes, Anoplopomatidae. The coding region runs from base 103 to 2100 and encodes 665 amino acids. Gene Ontology annotation, biological process: small GTPase-mediated signal transduction; endocytosis; positive regulation of GTPase activity. The record is from RefSeq and is a predicted model, not a curated record.
CGGAAAACCGGAAGCUCCACUCCGAAAUUGACGGAACGGGAUAGUUCUUGGUGUGAUGGAGAGGUGAUGGGUCAGUCAGAGGAGUGAUAGGCCAGAGCAGUCAUGACCGAGUGCUUCCUGCCCCCCAGCAGCAGCCCUGCAGAGCAGCGUAGGGCUGAACACCCAGGGGGCGUGGCCCGCACCCCCAGCUCUGAGGAGAUCAGUCCCACUAAGUUUCCCGGCUUGUACCGCACCGGUGAACCAUCGCCGCCUCACGAUGGCCACCACCACGAGGCACCCGAUGCCUAUGUCUCAGACGAUGACAAAGAGCACAGCAAGAAGAAGAACAAGUUCAAGAAGAAGGAGAAAAGGACCGAAGGCUACGCCGCCUUCCAGGAGGACAGUUCAGCAGAUGAAGCAGAGAGCCCGUCCAAAAUGAAGCGCUCCAAGGGAAUCCAUGUGUUCAAGAAGCCCAGCUUCUCCAAGAAGAAGGAAAAGGACUUCAAGGUAAAGGAGAAGGAGAAGGAGAAGGAGAAGGGGCCCAAGGAGGACAAGGCCAAGGACAAAAAAUCAAAGGACCUGACGGCUGCAGACGUGGUUAAACAAUGGAAGGAGAAGAAGAAGAAGAAGAAGCCCACCACAGAGGCAGAGCCAGUCCCGGUGGAGAUCCCCACCUUCAGGCCCAUCUUUGGAGCACCUCUGACUGAAGCUGUCAAGAGGACGGCUCUGUAUGAUGGCAUCCAGCUGCCAGCCGUCUUCAGAGAAUGUGUGGACUACAUUGAGAGUUAUGGCAUGAAGUGUGAAGGCAUCUACCGGGUCUCAGGUAUGAAGUCCAAAGUGGAUGAAUUGAAAGCAGCUUAUGACCGUGAGGAAUGCCCCUGCCUGGAGGAGUAUGACCCCCACACGGUGGCCAGCCUGCUAAAGCAGUACCUACGCGAGCUGCCAGAUAACCUGCUGGUUCGAGAUCUGGCCCAGCGCUUCGAGGACGCCUGCAGUCGGCAGGUGGAGGCUGAGAAGAUGACAGAGUUCCAGAGGCUGCUGGCCGAGGUGUUGCCGGAGAGCCGACUUAUUCUCUCCUGGCUCAUCACGCACAUGGACCACGUCAUCGCCAGGGAGGCGGACACCAAGAUGAAUAUUCAGAAUAUCUCCAUCGUCCUCAACCCAACCAUACAGAUUGGGAACCGUGUUCUUUACACGUUCUUCACACACGUGAGGGAGCUGUUUGGAGACGUAGUCCUGAAGCCGGUGGUGCGGCCGCUCCGCUGGUCCAACAUGGCAACCAUGCCGGCGCUGCCUGAGACCCAAGAGAACAUCAAAGAGGAGAUCCGACGACAGGAGUUCCUGCUGAACUGCCUGCACAGGGACCUGCAGGCCGGGGUGAAGGACUUAUCUAAAGAGGAGCGUCUCUGGGAGGUUCAGAGAAUCUUGACUGCUCUGAAACGCAAACUGAGGGAGGCUAAACGUCAUGAGUGUGAGACUAAGAUAGCCCAGGAGAUAGCAAGCCUCUCUAAGGAAGAUGUUUCAAAAGAGGAAAUGACUGAGAAUGAAGAGGAAGUAAUUAACCUCCUCUUAGCACAGGAAAAUGAGAUCCUAACAGAGCAGGAGGAGCUGAUCUCUCUAGAGCAGGUGCUUCGUCGACAGAUUGCCACUGAGAAGGAAGAAAUCGAGAGACUGCGGGCGGAGAUUGCAGACAUCCAGAGUCGUCAGCAGGGUCGCAGUGAGACGGAGGAAUAUUCAUCAGACAGUGAAAGUGAGAGUGAAGAUGAGGAAGAGCUACAGAUGAUUCUGGAAGAUCUGCAGAAACAAAAUGAGGAACUAGAGAACAAAAACACCCAUCUGAACCAGGCCAUUCACGAGGAGCAAGAAGCCAUCUUGGAGCUCCGUGUCCAGCUCCGCCUGCUGCAGAGCCACAAACUGCAGCAGGAGCUGACAGUCCAGCCGCCGGCCGAACAGGCCCCGCCCACGCAGCCGAGCCCGGAGCCCCGCACCGAGGAGCACACCAAACGCUCUGUCACCACGGUUGCUGUCGCCGCAGAUACCGCUGCUUCGUCCAACGGCAAGGCAGCUAAGGAUCCUUCGAAGCCCUCGCCGAACAAAGACAGGAGGGACACCAACAUGUGAGACGUCGUCUCAGUGAUGCGUUUGGUGGCUCUGUGCUGCUGUACGUCUCUACCGCUGGUCAGUUGUCCUGCAGUGUCUCUCAUUAUCCACUGGAAAUUUCUCUCUGCUGGAUCCAUGGGUUCGGUAGUAAUUGUGUCCACCAAGUGACAGAUGGCAUUCAUUUUUUCAUGCAACACAAACACCACAAAAAAAAAAAGGAAAUCGAGUAGCUGCUGUAGCGGACAACUGGCUACUACUGUGAGAGACGAGGUGGAUCAUAUCAUCAGAUCCACAGUGCAAAGCCUGUAUGAAGGAAGAGGGGGGGAAAGGAGAAAUGAAGGGAUUCAUAAAGCAAGUAAGGGGAAGGAAUAGAGUAAGAAAAAAAAGCAAAAUUCAGGAGCCUUGCCAGUAUAUGACAAAGUUUUAUUUUUGCUGGUAAGGUCUAAAAAAAGAUGAACAUAGACCAGAAAUAAUCUCAGUCCCUGUAUCUCACUAUGUCCCUCACCAAGAUGCAAAUUGGACAUGUUAGGAUAGAGACCACUGUGCCAUAACCCAAGACACCAGACAGGCCACGUUUUCCCCAGAGAACCACUAAUACAAAAAGCUCUUUGAAUUAAUGAAGAACUUAGGAUUGGUCGAUCUAUAUAUUAUAUAUUUAAGUAGUAUUCUGAAGAAUACGGAUGACUAUUCAUGAAAUACAUUGAUUUUAAGUUACAGCUUUUUAGUAAUAUAUAAAUAUGUGUACAAAUGUAUUGUAGGUGCCACCGCAACUGACCAGUAGAUGAAAACAUGAACAGCAAACAAAUACGCAAAAAAAGUACAUUCAUCACUGGAAAAUGUAGAAAGACAGCUGGAGGCUGCGUUGUUACAGUCACACUUUGCUCUGUAGUGCAAUCAUCUUCUCUUUUCUCUCUGCCUCUCUUGCACAAACAAGGAAAUGUUAUAUUUCUCCACUUUUAUGAUGGAUUUACAUCUGAAGUGAUGAUUAUUAUCGCCAAAAUAUGUGUGCAGAGACACGCAGGAGGCUUAUUUAGUUUUGUUGUGUAUUUGAUCGUGUUUUUUAAGGGUAAGGUUCUUGAUGUGUGGAGUUAUCGUUCAUGGCAUCAGUUGGAAGUGAGUAAAAACAAAAAAACUCAAGAUAACAAGUCAAUCAUUUCAUUUCACAACUGAUCCAUGACUAUUGCAACGUACUGUCAUUGUUCAGUGAUAUUUAAAGCAAAGGCAUGGCCUGCACUUACUUACCGAUUGUUUAUAUCAUUGUAAAAUUGCAAAUAUACUGUAUUUUCAGCUUUUUAUGUUUUGUCAUAUGUUCCUCUUUUUUAUUAUUAAUGACCUGUAUGUAGUACGCUAGUGUGACUCCCCCUGCUUUGGUCGCGGGAUAAUCAAAGCAAUCUGAUCUGGACUCAUGAUUCAACAUGUUAAUAAUCCUGUGACUGAAACAGAUAAAUGCUAGAUUGGGCUCAGAAGCUUCUCAUGAGGUUAUUUUCAUAUUGUUCCAAGCUUUUGUAGCUUAUUGUUGCAGUCAGAAUAAUGCUGUGAAGAAUAAAGUGUCGAUCCGAAUAA